AGUGACUCAGUCUAGGCUACUAGUGCGGCGGAUCUUCAACAUGAUGUAUGGUGGGUAUCCAUUCAACUAAAUACCUGAUUUGACUCCAACCAAGUACAGAUCAACAGAUACAAAACAUUUCCCGUCCUAGGCUAUGUACACCUUCACGUUACCGCCUUUGAUGUCCAGGGUCCCAAGUUUCAGUUUAGUAGUCAUUCUGUGCCGCCAUACUUGGGAAUCAGAACGUAUAUAAAAUGACCAUCGCGUUUUCUACUUGUAUCGACCAUGUUUGAUUCCCCCUCGUCCACUUAUCUGCUUGAUUUUGAAGUUGUCGAGAUCGAACCCAAGCUCCCUUCAUUUACCCAUCGUCCCUCUCCAUACUGCUCCACUAUUCAAAUGGACCAUCGAAGAAGAAAUUUCGAGUAUUCGGUGGCAAAAAGUAUUGCUGGUCCUGGAAUCUCUUUGACUGUCUCUGGUGACUCCAGGAUAUCGAACGAACUCCCUUCGUUCCUGGAGGGUGACAAAGUCACUGGAGCAGUACGAAUAUCCGCGAACAACGGCGAGGAUAUUAGAGCUGUUCAUGUAUCGUUGAAAGGCCGGAUCCUGACAGGUCGGAACUCGGACGCGGUUUGCACUUUCCUAGACCUUCGGGAAACCCUGUGGACAGCAGAAUCCGGAGAUAUCGAAGCUCAUAGAGAUCUAACAAAUGAGUCCGACUAUAUUUGGCCUUAUUCCCUGCUUUUGCCGAAGAAAGUGGUGAUCUCACAGAACGACGGCGAAAAAGGACAAGUGUUUGCGCUCCCUCAUACCUUUUCGGAAGCAGGUGUUCCGGCUCGAGUCCAUUACGAAAUGGCGGUCUCCCUAAAACAAAGUAGAUGGAAAAUGAACAGAAGGAUUACCACUGAAAUUGUCUGUUUCCAAAUCAAACGAACUCGGCCCCGAAGUGGAUACAUUUCAGCAGUUACAAGUUUUGAUGCUGCGGCAGAUAGAGUAACUUGCUGGAAAGCCUUGGAGUUCAAUUUCACCGGGACUGUAUCCCAAUUUCAGCCACGAACAGUGGAACUACUUUGUACUUUAUCCUUGAAAGAUUCAUUAUGUUACACUCGGGGAUCCUCCAUACCUCUGCUCCUCAAGAUAAGAUGUCAAGAUAAACAAGCCCUUGAAUCAGUUGCCUCCCCAGAUGCUGUAGUUGUUCAACUCAACCGACGCAUCAACUACAAGGAUGUGCAAAUGUGCGGGGGCAAAUCAUCCCGUUGGUCAACUGUGGUAGAGAGUGUAGGUGUGGCUACAUGGAUGAAUCAUGAAGAAAUCUCCUCGGGGCCUGCUCUUUCAGAUUACUACCAUUCCACUCUAAUUGGAAAACUAGAGCUGAAAAGCGGUCUAGUUCCCUCUGCUAUCAUCGCGAACUUGGCUAUAGAGUAUUUUCUAUCUGUCCAUCCUUUCUCAUCGCCCGCAUUCCAGCCCAAAGACAAUAAGUCAGCGUUAUUACUGUCCCAAACGAUCCAAAUAACCACAGAUCUCACAAAGUCUAGCUCACAGAAUAGAGUAAUUUAGUAUCGAUAGUAGUCCCGUCGUAUCCUAUACUUCCAAUUGUUCACUAAGUAUACCCCUCCUAUAAUUUUACCUCAUAAUAUGUUAUUCUUAUUGUCUUC
Lentinula edodes (shiitake mushroom) is the source of this 1631-nucleotide messenger RNA. RefSeq lists its product as uncharacterized. NCBI's taxonomy places the organism in Eukaryota, Fungi, Basidiomycota, Agaricomycetes, Agaricales, Omphalotaceae. The record is from RefSeq and is a predicted model, not a curated record. Bases 265 to 1533 code for a protein of 422 amino acids. The transcript is spliced from 7 exons.